Messenger RNA from Cuculus canorus (common cuckoo), 3750 nucleotides. RefSeq names its product caveolae associated protein 1 (gene CAVIN1). Gene Ontology annotation, molecular function: rRNA primary transcript binding. The transcript has 2 exons. Gene Ontology annotation, cellular component: caveola; cytoplasm. NCBI's taxonomy places the organism in Eukaryota, Metazoa, Chordata, Aves, Cuculiformes, Cuculidae. Gene Ontology annotation, biological process: transcription initiation at RNA polymerase I promoter; termination of RNA polymerase I transcription. The record is from RefSeq and is a predicted model, not a curated record. The coding region runs from base 256 to 1341 and encodes 361 amino acids.
AGCGGACUCCUUUUAUACAGCCGAGGUGGAGUCAACCAAUGACCUGCAAGCCUGGAAAAUUUUGCAGGGCAGUUUCCCCGAGUGGCUUUGCAGAGCCGUGCCAUUUGAAUUUCAGCACAGACAUCCACAUACUGUGCUCUCCAUUCCUGGCGUGUCUCCCAGCGCGGAGUUUAGCUGAGGCUCGGGUUUAGUUUUCCCUCCUCUCUCUCCCUGCAGUGACAGCUUCUCCGGGCUCUGCUCGACUCCCAAGCGAUCAUGGAGGAUACUACUUUGCAAAUUAUCGAACCACCAACCGCCUCCGAAGCCUCGGAGGAGCAAGCGCCUGAAGAACCCAUCAAAUCAGACCAGAUCAAUGGUGUCAUGGUGCUGACCCUUCUGGACAAGAUCAUUGGAGCAGUGGAUCAGAUCCAGCUGACCCAAACGCAGCUGGAGGAGAGACAACAAGAGAUGGAUAGCUCAGUGACCAGCAUCCAAGGCGAGUUAACCAAGCUGACAAAGGCACACACCACCACCAGCAACACCGUCAACAAGAUGCUGGAAAAAGUGCGCAAAGUGAGCGUCAACGUGAAAACCGUCCGGCAGAACCUGGAGAAGCAAGCUGGGCAGAUAAAGAAGCUUGAGGCCAACGAAGCGGAGCUCCUGAAACGCAGAAACUUCAAAGUCAUGAUCUACCAGGAUGAAGUGAAGCUCCCGUCUAAACUGAGCAUCAGUAAGUCUCUGAAGGAGGGCGAAAAGCUGGAGAAGGAAGGUGAAGGUGAGGAGGUGCCUCUGGGAGAGGACCAUGCAGAGGAGGACCACGUCCAGCUCUCCUCCGAUGAGGAGGUGGAGAUUGAAGAGAUUAUUGAAGAGUCACGGGCAGAGCGCAUCAAAAGGAGUGGCAUGAAAAGAGUGGAUGACUUUAAGAAGGCAUUCUCAAAGGAGAAGAUGGAGAAGACUAAGCUAAAGACCAAGGAAAACCUGGAGAAGACCCGCCACAACCUGGAGAAGACCCGCCACAACCUGGAGAAGAGGAUGAACAAACUGGGCACCAAGAUUGUGACUAACGAAAGGAGAGAGAAGAUGAAGUCCUCUCGGGACAAGCUGAGGAAGUCUUUCACCCCUGACCACACCAUCUAUGCCAGGUCCAAGACAGCCGUCUACAAAGUGCCGCCCUUCACAUUUCAUGUCAAGAAAAUAAGAGAGGGUGAGGUGGAAGUGAAAGCCACGGAGCUGGUGGAGGUUGGUGGAGAGGAGGGAGAAAACUCAGAUCUGCUGCGUGGGGAGAGCCCCGAGAUGCACACGCUGCUGGAGAUCACGGAGGAGUCUGACGCGGUACUGGUGGACAAGAGCGACAGUGAGUAGGACGGGCUGCAGCGCAGAAGGGUUGUGGACGACAGCUGAACACAUAAUCAUUCACAUUUCGAGUUCUCUCUCUGCCCUGGUGCCCAGGGCACGUGCACACAACGCAUCUUUACUGCCCUGCAGAGCCGACGCCAAUCCCCACCUGCUAGGACAAGGUGUAUUUUAUAUUUUAGUUUUAGCACACAGAAUCGUUAGGAACACAGGACUGUUUUUCUUACACUGUUCAAUCACCCUCAGAGACCAUUCCUGCCGCAGGCUACGCCAGAGCCUUCCAGCACCCGACCUGAAGACACGCUUUGAGUGACAGGGACCCACCCAGCUGGAAAGUGCUAAUCCCAAGAUAACGUCUGUGCAUGUGGAAAGCUCACGUGUUCUCCGUAAGCCAAGACCUGGUGUCAAGAAAGCUCCCUGCCAAGCAGCCCGCUGGACCACACCACCCUGCAUCCCUGUGCAGCCAUCCCGCUGGCAGAAAGACUCCCAGCACCCAACCCGGCUACCACAUUGUGGGGCAGAGAAGCUGCGAUGCACCCGGUAUGCGGGAGGGAAGAGCUGAGCAGGUCCUGUUGAUGGGCAGAGGAUGGGCGAAGCUGCACCAGCCGUGUGGCGUGCAGGCAGGUCUUGCUCCUCUCUGCCCUCCCAAGGACUGGAUUGCCAUGGUGGUGCCAAGGAGGGCUGCACCGUAAAGCUGCCCUGUUGCCACGGGUGCUGGCGUGGCAUCACACACCAGUGCCCGCUGCUCCUCCCCGCGGCGCUGGGGCUGUCACUGUGGCCAGCGCUGCGGCAGGAGCAGCGUGGGCUGCACGCUCCCCAAAAUCCAGGAGCCCAGAGGCUGUGGGCGCAUCCUUGCCGAGACAAGGAGUGCCACGGGGCUGGAUAUGGUCCCUCCACAUCGUCAGGGGUGGUGGAGCAUGCAGUAAAGUCAGCACUCACUGCCCAGGGAGAGGGGACGCGCAGGCGGCAGUGUUGGAGCAGCCCUUAUUUCCAGAGGGAUAAGGGAUGCGCUGAUGCCGUGUGAGGCUCUUGACUGCCAGAGAGCAGCCUUGACACCAGUCCAGCACUGGACUUUGAGUAUUUCUGAGCACCUGCUUCCUCCAGGGAUCCCAGCACGGCUCCGGCUCCUGCUCACAGCCUGCGCUUUCCUCUCUGUUUCCCACUUUCUGCAGCUUCACUCGCAAUCCCCUGCGCUAGGAUAGCGAUCACGCUGCAGCUCGCACUGCCACGCUCCGGCUUUUGGGCAGGCAGCCACCAGCACGGCAGUGAGGUGGGAGGCUGUGGCCUCGGUGGCUUCACCCAAGGAGCUGCGGAUGGGCCUGGGGAAAAACAGAAUCACAGAAUCACCAGGUUGGAAAGGACCCACUGGAUCAUCGAGUCCAACCAUUCCUAACACUCCCUUAAACCAUGUCCCUAAGCACUUCAUCCACCCGUUCCUUAAACACCUCCAGGGAAGGUGACUCGACCCCCUCCCUGGGCAGCUGUUCCAGUGCCCCAUGACUCUUUCUGUGAAGAAUUUUUUUCUGAUAUCCAACCUGACCCUCCCCUGGUGGAGCUUCAGGCCAUUCCCCCUUGUCCUGUCCCCUGUCCCUUGGGAGAAGAGCCCAGCUGCCUCCUCUCCACAACCUCCUUUCAGGCAGUUGUAGAGAGCAAUAAGGUCUCCCCUCAGCCUCCUCUUCUCCAGGCUGAACACCCCCAGCUCUCUCAGCCGCUCCUCGUAACCCUUGUUCUCCAGCCCCUCACCAGCUUCGUUGCUCUUCUCUGGACACACUCCAGAGCCUCAACAUCCUUCUUGGGGUGAGGGGUCCAGGACUGAACACAGUAUUCGAGGUGCGGUCUCACCAGUGAAGCUGGGGAAGCUGAUCCUGACGAGCAGGCAAUGGAGAGACGUGGCCAUGCUGCUCCCCGUCUGCCUGCUGGGCUCAGCCCUUCCCAGUGCAGCCACUCUGCUCCCUGGCUGCACGCCGGGCUGCUAUUGCUGACAUAACCGAAUAUAUAAACCUGCUUUUCCGCUGAGAAUUAUUUUUGUUCUUAUCGUUUAGUGCAUUCAGGCUGUCCCAAGCCCAGGCUCCCAUCCCGGUGCCAGUGCUGGUGCCCAGAGAUGCCUUCCUGGGGCGGAGGAGAAGCCAUGCCCGUGGCAGCCCCGGGUGUGCAAACUCUGGGCAAGGCUCUGGGACACCGGGAAUGGCAUCAGGCUGCCCAUAGCUCCGUCCUAGCCCCAUGUGGGCCCGUGGUUGCCUCCCCCUGGAGCCCUUGUGUGCCCACAGGUGGUUUCUUCCCACGGAGCAGCGGGGUGGGGACAGCUGGUGUCAGGGGCCCGGAUGGGUGCACCGGGGCAGCGGGAGCCCAGAUGAGCCCCAGCUGUUCCCGCUGCUGCAUCCCGGUGAGCGGCACAACCAAUAAAGUCUCUUUUCUAAA